GUGAUUGGUCAGAAAAGGGGGCGUAGUGCGAGGGGGUGUUCCCCGGCCUAGCCGCGGUGCCCAGUUCAGCCUUCCUAGUCAUCUAUGGCUGGUGGCUGUCUCCGGGUGCAGCCCUCUGGGAGCAGUCUGCAGGCUGUGUGUGUGUGAACAAUAUGGAGGCUGACCUGUCUGGCUUUAACAUUGAUGCGCCCCGCUGGGAUCAGUGCACGUUCCUGGGGCGUGUGAAGCACUUUUUUAACAUCACGGAUCCUCGCACUGUCUUUGCGUCAGAGCAGGAGCUGGACUGGGCGAAAGUGAUGGUGGAGAAGAGCAGGAUGGGACUUGUGCCCCCUGGCACUCAGGUGGAGCAGCUGCUGUAUGCUAAGAAGCUGUAUGACUCGGCUUUCCACCCUGACACUGGGGAGAAGAUGAACGUCAUUGGGCGGAUGUCCUUCCAGGUCCCCGGGGGCAUGAUCAUCACGGGCUUCAUGCUCCAGUUCUACAGGACCAUACCUGCGGUGAUCUUCUGGCAGUGGGUGAACCAGUCCUUCAAUGCCUUAGUCAACUACACCAACAGGAACGCAGCUUCCCCCACGUCAGUCAGGCAGAUGGCCCUCUCCUACUUCACAGCCACUACCACUGCGGUAGCCACUGCAGUGGGCAUGAACAUGUGGACAAAGAGAGCUCCCCCCUUGGUGGGCCGAUGGGUGCCCUUUGCCGCUGUGGCUGCAGCUAACUGUGUCAAUAUCCCAAUGAUGCGACAGCAGGAACUCAUCCAGGGCAUCUGUGUGAAGGACAGGGACCAAAAUGAGCUUGGCUGUUCUCAGAGAGCUGCGGCUGUGGGCAUCACCCAAGUGGUGGUUUCUCGGAUCACGAUGGCAGCCCCUGGCAUGAUCCUGUUACCAGUCAUCAUGGAGCGGCUGGAGAGACUUCGAGCAAUGAAGCCUCCUCUUCAUGGUGCCAGUGGCAUGUGGGCUCUUCCCUCAGGAAUGCAAAUUAGCAGUUUCCUAUCUAGAACCAGAGCUGCAGGACACCAUCAAGGCCAAGUAUGGAGAACACGUCCUCUUUGCCUACUUCAACAAGGGUCUCUAAGUGUGCCAUGCCUUCAAGGACCAAUCCGUACCCUGUAUGGACCAGCUGUUCGCUGGCAGCUGUCCACAUUCCUCUUUGAAAUAAGGUCUGAAAGCCAGGCUGGACUGGGAGAUAGAGUGGGUGGGUGGGGAGAUAGUUCCUGUUUCCGUAUAAACAACCAGGACAAAAAUUCAAAUGGGGAUCAAGGUGGUUGGGGAUGUAGCUCAGUUGGUAGUGUUUGCCUAGCAUCCACAAAGCCUGGGAUUUAAUCCUUCACACCAUGUGAUUCAGGCAUGGUUGUAUGUGCUUGUGACCUUGUUCUUGGGAGGUGGAGGCAGGAGAACUCGAAGUUCAAAGUCAGCCUUAGGUAUGUGGGGAAUUUGAGGCUAGCCUGAGUUAGAGAGAGUGUCUCAAAAAAGUAGGGGAGGGAACAAGGACAGAGGUAUUCUGUCUGCUUUGUCCUUGACCCCUGUCCUUUGGGAGCAGAGGCUGAGGCCGUCUCAGCAGAGGCUGCUGAUGUCUGGGAGUGAUUAGAAAACCUGUGACUCUUCUCCAGUCAGGACUGUAGAUGUACUGAGUCCUCUAUCCUCCCACUUCCUCCUUCCCAAGCAAGGGGAACGUUACCCGUGCGAGUCUGAAAAGGCUUUUGAUCACUUUACUUUUAUUUUAUGUGUAUGGGUGUUUUCCUUCAUGUGUGUCUCUCUGCACACAGUGUCCACAGAGGUCAGAGGAGGGUGUCAGAUCCUCUGGGACUCGAGUUACCACUGUGAGCCAUCACGUGGGUGCUGGAAAUCAAGCCCGGGUCCUCUGGAAGAGCAGCUGCUGCUCUUACCUGCUGAGCCGUCUCUACAGCCCCUGUUCAGGAACAGAGAGGGGUCAGUCUGUGUCCUCUUGGGGACUCAUCUCUACCCUGCCCCACUGUGCCCUGACUGGGAUGCAUCCUUGGGAAUGCUGCUAGACUUGAGUUUUUCAGGCGGUGAGAGUUAUCUGUACUAAAAAAGGACAAAAACUGGACAGACAGUUCCUUUCCUCAGCCCAUUAGGUCAAAUAGGAAAAGGAAGCUGUGCUUGGACACCCGAGCACAGUUCAACCAGGACCAAAGAGCCUUAAGAGUGUACAGCCAGACUGGCAUUUCACCCGAGUUAUGUGGGGCAUCAAGUUCUAUCCCUUUGAUAAUGACUUUAUUCUGUCGGAAAAUCAUGUCUAGAUCUAUUUCUGGGACCCUUAUUCUGAGAGAAGUCUCUUUCUCAUUGCCUCCCCUGGUUUACAAGUCCCCUCACUGAGUGAAGGCACCUGCCACACAUUUUAAUGGGAGCGAUUUCCUGGUGGCCUCCCUUCCUGAGCCCAGUAGAUUAAUACCAAAGAAAGACUGGUGAGUAUUGGUAAGACAGGAGCUGUACUUGGACAUCUCUGAGAGGAAGUCAACCAGGACCAAGGAGCUCAAAGAGAGCACACAGCAAAGGGCCGCUUUAGUUCCUGUCUGUUCCUGGAGCCCCCUGGGGACUGUAGUUUACCCCUGGGGACUGUAGUUUACCUGGGGUCAGUGUGUAUGUGAGUUUUGUCUGGUAAGAUUUGCCGAUUGUGUUCAAACGCUGCCAUGAACUGAAUAAACGAUUUGAAAGACCAUGAAA
Molecule: messenger RNA, 2681 nt
Organism: Peromyscus californicus insignis
Lineage: Eukaryota; Metazoa; Chordata; Mammalia; Rodentia; Cricetidae
Gene: Sfxn2
Product: sideroflexin 2
Exons: 11
Coding region: 153-1319 (388 amino acids)
Biological process (GO): serine import into mitochondrion; monoatomic ion transport
Cellular component (GO): mitochondrial inner membrane
Molecular function (GO): monoatomic ion transmembrane transporter activity
Source: RefSeq, a predicted model, not a curated record